GAUGGACAUUGGACAUGUUAUUUUACUGUCAUGCAGUGUGAAACAUAAAUAAAGCAUAUUAGUUUUUGUAAAAAUCAUGACUUAAUACUCAGGCCUAAACUGUUAAUAUGAAAUAAUAAAUUUAAUAAAAUAACUGCCACUUACAUAUUUGUUUUAAUAAAUGACAUUAUGGAUGGUUUAAUUCACGCGGCAUUGGAAGCUGAGGUAAUACUUAACCGGGCGAAACAUGUGAACUCAAACUUGUCCCAAUAUAAUAGUGGUGUCCCAGACCACAAAAUGACUUGGACCCAUGAUAAAAUGCACCUUGCUGAAUCUGUUGAUGAAUCUAGAAUGAAAUUUCAACGUAAUUCGUCCGGCUCUGCUUCCAAAGCUACAGAGAAGUUUGAUUUAUUUAAAAAACUUCAUGAACUUUACAACGAGUUAAGUAGAGAUGAAACAUUACAGGUGAACUAUCAAGGCCUGAAAACCACAUCAUAUCUAUUGGAGAAGUUAUUAGCAAUAUAUAAUCUUAAUACAUUAAUAAUAAAUCUGUAUCCAGGCAAUAAGGGAUAUUCUUUAUCAUUAAAAGUAAAUGGCAACUCACAACAGUUACAUCCUCCAGAUGGGCAUUCGUCAUCAAAUCAAGAAGAGACUUUGAUAGAGACUCCCCGCUGGCCAUAUGAAGAGGAAGAAUUGUUGAGUUAUAUUGACAAUGAGGAACUACCUGUUGUGUUGUUAGACCUCUUGGAGACUGAACACUCAUGCCUGUUUUAUUCUGGAUGCAUAAUAGCACAGAUCAGAGACUAUAGACAGGCAUAUCCAAGUUUUCUCUGCGAUACUCAUCAUGUACUCCUACGGCCCACUAAUCAGAGUAUAAUAACCGAUGCAAUGUGUAUCGGGGGUCGUUGCGGCUGGGCAGGAGAAGAGCGUGGUGCGUUAGAAGCCGUGGAGGCCGCAUUAGUUCACGCGGCCGCGCCCCCGUUGUGCUUGGACCCGCGCCCCGCUGUGGGCCUUCUAGCCGCGCGCUUACAUGCUGCCCCACGAUUGUUUAAUACGCCUCGGAUCAGAAGGCAGGCAAAACGAUUCUCACAGGUGGCAGUGAAUCGAAAGAGGAAAUUGGAUCAGUUCACACAUUAUCAUGGUUUAGAGAUAUUAGACUUAAUACACCGUCAAAGAGCGAAAAAUAGUAGACAAUCAGUGCCACUAACACGACUGACAUCUAAGUAUCCGAAAAAACCACCAGAGGUGUUCAAACCCAUCGAGCCUCCAAAAAUGGAUCCAUUAUCACUAGCCGUGCCGUCCGAGCCGGGCGGUCCGCUGCGACUGGCUCGAGCGUACGAGCGGCCGCGGCCCACGCCCGACUGCUAUCCGCAGCUAGUGGAAGAAUACAUCCUUGAGACUGAGAAGACGUCACCACACGCCAGCGCUGGUUUCUUCCACAUCAAACUGUCAAUACUACAGAGGGCAGCCGACCAGGAGUUCCUUGGAGAACUCUAUGUAGACAGAGAUCACGUUGAAGGGGAAACAAAUGGCGCCGCUUGUCGGUUUUCAUUAGGGUCAAGACUACAGGCGAAUAAAUAUAUACAGCAGUUCACAGAGAUAUUUACGGAGGAAGGUCGAAAGUCUGUUAGGAUAAGACAUGUAGUUCCUGGCCAAAUGCCGAGGGUGUCUUUUACGGGAGGAAUGAGGGAAUUGAACCAGCAACUCUUGCUACAACAGCGGUCGGCCGCUUCUGGCGCCACGACAGUACAGACUAACGCCACAACCGUUCCUGUUGUGACCUCUACGAUACAGUCAACAACGAAUACACAUACCAACGUCCGUCAACUACCUAUCUUGCAAGCGCAGCUACAGCAAGUGGGUAACGUAGCAGCGGUAGGGAACGUGGUGAGCAAUGUGGGCAACGUCGUGGGCAACGUGAGCAACGUGGGCAACGUUGUGGGCAAUGUGGGCACGGUGGUGGGCAACGUUGUGGGCAAUGUGACCGCCACGAACGACACCGCGCUCAAGCAACAACCCUCCCCUACGACACCACGGCUUUCGCCACAGGUGCGUAUUUGUGGUGGGAAUGUGGUCGGAAGCGUGGGCAACAUUGUGGGCAACGUGGGCACUGUCGUGGGCAACGUAGUGGGCAACGUCAUCACUACUAGUGACACUGCCGUAAAGGAACAGCCCACACUUGCGACACCGCUGCUCUCACCUCAGGCGUCCACGAACCAGUUGUUAGCCCAGCAGUUGACGAACCCACCGCAACCGAUCAACCCUCAAAAGAUGCAGUCAGCCAUCAUACACAUACAACAUCCCCUCAUGUCCACUGCUGGAACGUCUCAGGUGCAGAACAUCCAAUAUACGAACACGACCACCACGCAACAGAAGGCGACAAUAACCAAGCCAAGAACAACGAACCCAGCCAUCAGCGCACUAGUGACUAGUCUUAUGAAUUCUGCACAACAAUUCCAACAAGCGGCAGCCAGUCAAAACGCAGCGAAAGCGGCAGUUAGCACAGCAAGUAGCAAUGCGACGAUACUGAACUUAUUGAACAGCGCGCCGGCCGCCAUGACGCACGCCACCGCAUCAACUGCAGACAAUAACACUAUAGAUGCUCACAAACUAUUAGGCCGGGUCUCUAUAGCUGGAGCAAGAAUCAUCACUGCCACAACCGCAUCACAUACAUUACCUACAUACACACAACAGGGAGUUGGUGUCCAAGUAAUGAGCGGUUACUCGAGAGAGAACGAAGCGACGAAUGUGUCGAGUAGUGAAAGCGCUUUAUUAGAGCGACUGAUGGGGCCCGACACUUCGGCCGCGCCCACUACGCAGCAACAACCCGUAUGCCAUUUGCAGGGCUUAAGUUUAGCAUCUCUGCAAGGUCUACAAGGCAUUCAGGGUCUCCAGAACGUACAAGUACAGAUCCCGGGUUUGUCUGCACCGAUAUCGCUGUCCUUGAACGUUUCCGGUGCGCCUAGUGGUUUACUCGUGUCGGUACCCCCUACCACAUCCGUCGUACUCACAAAUCAACCUUCGGUGCUCUCUUUGCCAAUAGCGCAAUUGAUGUCAGGUGGCGUGAAGGGCGGCGUGCGUGGCGGCGGCGUGCAGGUAGUGCGAAGUGCGCGAGGGGCGCGCCCCGCCCCGCGCCCCGCGCGCCCCGCCGCUCCCGUCGCCGCGCCCCCCGCCAUGCCCGCGCCCACUCUCACGCCUGCAUCGCAUACUGGAACGACUCAAUUCAUCAGCCAGGCGCAAGCGCAGGCGCUGAGCGCUCAACAAGUUCGGCGGAAAUCGAAUGCGGACAGUUCGUAGUGACGUCACAGUGUGCGACGCGACAUAGUGAAAUAACGUGUAAAUAUUAACCAUAGCUAAAUUAUUCAGUACGUUAGUGACAUAGUGACUCGUGCCGUGCGCAGUAUCCACGCUGUGAUCUACAUACGUACCCGGCGGCCAUCUUUAAACACCGGUAUUCGAGAAAUAGACUUAGAUAUGUGCGUUAUGCAAUAGUGGAAUUAUGGUUGUUUUAAUGAUACGUCACGGAGUUGUUAUAAAUCCUCUUAGGAAUAACAUUGGUUAAGUUACGGUCUUUCUGCACCGUAGAAGGUUUCUAAUACAUAACUAGGUUCAAUAUUAAAUUUAUAUAUAAGUAGUAUCCUCAAUGUUGCUAUAUCCAAUAUAAUAAUGUCUGAAACAACGACUGAAUUUUUAUAAUGUAGCAGUGUUCAUUGAUACAGUUAUGCCUAUAGUUAAAUUUAUCAGUUCCAUCACACUAUAUGUCUAAUAUUUUCUCCAAUUAUUCAUUUUCAAUCAUGUCUUUGACAAAUUUUAUUUUAUUCGAAUUAUUUAUCAUAAUUAUACUAUUUCAAUCAUGUAUUUUUAUUAUUUUAAUGUCACAAAUUAUAAUAUUUAUUGCGUAUGAAAUUGAAUAUUAAUUGCAACAUUGAACGUGAUUGGAUCAUGACAUAAAUUUUAUUGUGAGAAUAAAGUUUAAAUUUUAACUGCAUAGUGAAAUAAAAUUAUAUUGUUGAUGAAUCCGGAUAUUAUUAUCUUAAUGAAGAUUUUAUGUACGAUACCUGUAUGUGAAUGUUGUUAGUUAGUUUGUUCCAGUGUCAAAUUUAAAACGCGAUCGAAAUGGUACCGCUUAGCGCCUUCUGAUUGGUUGGUUGAAUUGGAGCAGGCCAAUCAGGGCGCAGAACGUCAUACACGUAUCUAAAGCAAACUCUAACUAGGCAAUCUGCACACAGGAUGAAUUAUUAAUAUGUAUUCAUUAAAUUGAGCUAAUUAAUUACGUGUGGAGACUUGACUAACAUCUACAUUGUAGAAAAUUUCGCGUAAAUCAGUAUUAAUUAAUAAGAAUAAAAUCACUGUUCAUAUGACAACCUAGUACUGACGUUUGGAACUUUAUGAAGUACAACACUUUGCAGUGAUUCAUGAAUCUGUGUUAGAUAAGUUGUAAAUAUGUAUAAUAUAGUUUGGAAUAAGCAUCACAGCUAACUGUAGUUGGAAUGUAAGAAAGUUGAAUUUAUGUUUUCAGUAUGUUAGUGUAAUAUAAAUUACGGGAAUAGUAAUGAAAUUUGUUUGCGUUACGCCAUUGUAACCGAGUUCUGUAGAUUUCAAAAGAGUAGAUUUCUUUUUGUUUUACUAAAAGAGAAUUCAUAUAGUUUUUGUAAUGUAAUCAAAAGAGCAAUAUAUCUGUUCAAAUAACUAUGCAUAAUAUUACAAUGAUAUGGUAUUGUCUUGAAAUCAUUGAAAAUUAUCGCUCUUAGUAUUAGGGAG
Messenger RNA from Spodoptera exigua (beet armyworm), 4740 nucleotides. Lineage: Eukaryota; Metazoa; Arthropoda; Insecta; Lepidoptera; Noctuidae. The record is from the annotation of a GenBank genome assembly.